Anolis sagrei ordinatus is the source of this 2011-nucleotide messenger RNA. It is a transcript of the gene ALDH7A1, whose product is annotated as aldehyde dehydrogenase 7 family member A1. The record is from RefSeq and is a predicted model, not a curated record. Lineage: Eukaryota; Metazoa; Chordata; Lepidosauria; Squamata; Anolidae. Gene Ontology annotation, molecular function: aldehyde dehydrogenase (NAD+) activity.
CCUCCCGCGGCACUCGCCCCUUUUCCCGCCAUGCUGCUGCAGCUGGGCCUCUCCGCUCUGGGCAGGCGCGCGUGGCGGCGGAAGCUCCUCUGCCUCUGGAAGCCUCCCUCUGCUGCCCCGAUGUCGACGCUGCUGGUCAACCAAGCGCCCUACGCCUGGCUCAAGGAGCUGGGCCUCCAGGAGGAGAACGCGGGCGUCUACAAUGGCUCCUGGGGAGGAAGAGGAGAGGUGGUGACAACAUAUUGCCCUGCAAACCAUCAGCCGAUAGCCAGAGUUCGACAGGCAAGUUUGGAAGACUAUGAAGAAACAGUAAAGAAAGCUCAAGAGGCUUGGCAAGUAUGGGCAGAGGUUCCUGCUCCCAAAAGAGGAGAAAUAGUAAGACAGAUUGGUGAUGCCUUGAGACAGAAAAUCAAAGUUCUUGGAAAUUUGGUUUCUUUAGAGAUGGGAAAGAUCACAGCUGAGAGUGUUGGUGAAGUUCAGGAAUAUGUAGACGUCUGUGACUAUGCUGUUGGCUUAUCUCGGAUGAUUGGUGGGCCUGUCUUACCUUCAGAAAGACCUGGUCAUGCCUUAAUAGAGCAAUGGAAUCCUCUGGGAUUAGUUGGAGUCAUCUCGGCAUUUAACUUUCCCGUUGCAGUUUAUGGCUGGAACAAUGCAAUUGCAAUGAUCUGUGGCAAUGUCUGUCUCUGGAAAGGUGCCCCCACAACAUCCCUCACUAGUGUCGCUGUUACAAAAAUACUUGCCCAGGUUUUGGAAGCCAACAAACUGCCAGGUGCUAUCUGUUCUCUAAUAUGUGGUGGAGCAGAUAUUGGUACAGCAAUGGCGAAGGAUGAAAGAAUUGAUCUGCUAUCCUUCACGGGUAGCACAAAUGUGGGCAAGCAAGUGGCCCUUAAGGUUCAGGAAAGGUUUGGAAGAUUUCUGCUGGAGCUUGGAGGAAACAAUGCGAUUAUUGUUUUUGAAGAUGCUGACCUGGACCUGGUCAUCCCAUCUACUCUGUUUGCAACCGUGGGGACAGCAGGCCAGCGAUGCACGACAACAAGGAGGCUGUUUUUGCAUGAAAGCAUUCACGAUGAAGUGGUCUCAAGACUUGCUAAAGCAUAUGUGCAGGUCCGCAUUGGAGAUCCAUUAGAUGCUAACACCCUGUAUGGCCCUCUUCAUACAAAGCAAGCAGUUCAGAUGUUCGUUGAUACCGUGGAACUUGCCAAACAACAAGGUGGCUCUGUGGUCUAUGGUGGGAAGGUUUUAGACCGUCCUGGAAACUACGUUGAACCUACCAUCGUGACCGGUCUUCCACAUAAUGCAGCUGUUGUGCAGACAGAGACAUUUGCUCCUAUUUUGUAUGUCUUAAAAUUUAAGACAGAAAAUGAAGCCUUUGCCUGGAACAAUGAAGUCAAACAAGGCCUGUCUAGCAGCAUCUUCACCAAGGAUUUAGGCAGAAUAUUCCGGUGGCUUGGGCCUAAAGGAUCAGACUGUGGUAUUGUAAAUGUGAAUAUUCCAACUAGUGGGGCUGAAAUCGGAGGUGCCUUUGGUGGCAAUAAACACACUGGUGGAGGAAGGGAAUCUGGGAGCGAUUCGUGGAAGCAGUAUAUGAGAAGAUCCACUUGCACAAUCAAUUACAGCAAGGAUUUGCCUCUUGCUCAAGGAAUCAAGUUCCAGUAAAUGCCUUUUGACGGUGCUGCCUUAGAUGAACUUGGUGUCUCUAUGAACCAAAGACCUGUUUGAUUUGAACCAGCAGAUCAUUGUAAUUGCUGCCAUGUUCACUUCAAGGAGAAAAACAAUUAUGGUGAACUUUGUUAUCAUUUCUGCAAUGUGUCUAGAACUCUGUACUCAAGAGUUAAAGUCAAGAAUCCAGUGGGGAAGAGAGCUUUUUAAAAAUCUAGCUGAGUCUUAGAUUAUGACUUCUGAAAUACUGAAAUGCUUCGUGUAUCUGCUGCGUUGGCAGCACGUUGGUUGCCAAAUGCGUUUGGAAAUAAUUCAUACAUAGUGGCAAUGCAGAAAUAAAAUGUCAAAAUUG